Molecule: messenger RNA, 873 nt
Organism: Pollicipes pollicipes
Lineage: Eukaryota; Metazoa; Arthropoda; Thecostraca; Pollicipedomorpha; Pollicipedidae
Product: germinal-center associated nuclear protein-like
Exons: 6
Biological process (GO): mRNA export from nucleus
Cellular component (GO): cytoplasm; transcription export complex 2; nucleus
Source: RefSeq, a predicted model, not a curated record
AAGGAGCGCUACAUGCGCGAGGAGAAGCACCAGAUCAGCGCCGCCUACGAGCGAGACAGGGAGAGGCAGGGUCCGUUCGAGAUGGAUCAUCGCCUGGCAGUGAAGCAGUACUCCAGGAGUUCAGCCGAUCAGGAGGAGCCGCUGCCGCACGAGCUGCGCACCCCGGCCGCCCUGCUGCUUACCAUGGACUACCUGGUCACGCACGUCAUGGACGCGGAGUCACGCGACUCUGGCGACUGGUUUCACUUUAUCUGGGACCGUACGCGCGGCAUCCGCAAGGACAUCACGCAGCAGCAGCUGACGGACCCAGUGUCGGUCGGCCUGGUGGAGAAGUGUGCCCGCUUCCACGUGCACUGCGCCUCCGCCCUCUGCGAGCUGCCGCGCGACAUGUUCGACCAGAAGAUCAACAACGAGAACCUCACCAAGUGCCUGCAGACCCUGAAGCACAUGUACCACGACCUGGCGCUGCGCGACGUGCCGUGUCCCGGCGAGCCCGAGUUCCGCGCCUACGACAUCCUGCUCAACCUCAACGAGGGCGACAUCCUCAGGGAGGUGCAGACUUACAGCGACGCCGUGCGUGAGUCGGCUGAGGUGCAGUCGGCGCUGCGCGUGUACGUGGCGCUCUCCACCAACAACUACGUGCGCUUCUUCAAGCUGGUGCGCCGCUCCGCGUACCUGCCCGCCUGCCUGCUGCAGCGCUACUUCAACCAAGUCCGGACGCGCGCUCUGGACGUCAUCACGCGCACCUUCUGCCCGCCCAAGAAGGUGGUCGAGUUUCCGCUGAGCGAGCUGCAGCAGACGCUGGGCCUGGAGAGCGAGGCCGAGUGCGCCUCGCUGCUGCGUCAGCACGGCCUCGAGUCGGAGCAGGGCACC